Messenger RNA from Dromiciops gliroides (monito del monte), 720 nucleotides. RefSeq names its product mitochondrial ribosomal protein L57 (gene MRPL57). Gene Ontology annotation, biological process: mitochondrial translation. The transcript has 2 exons. The record is from RefSeq and is a predicted model, not a curated record. Gene Ontology annotation, cellular component: mitochondrial ribosome. NCBI's taxonomy places the organism in Eukaryota, Metazoa, Chordata, Mammalia, Microbiotheria, Microbiotheriidae. Bases 134 to 442 code for a protein of 102 amino acids. Gene Ontology annotation, molecular function: structural constituent of ribosome.
CGCGCGAGGAAAAGGAGGAAGGCGAUUGGCUGCGGCCGCUUCUGUGUGUUUCGACUGUCUUCCGGCUCGGUGUCAAUCCGCCGCGGUCGCCGAGAGCAGUUUUUUGAGUCCAGUCGUCUGUUUUCAAGGCACCAUGUUCCUGACCGCUGUCGUGCGCGGCAGCCGGAUCCCCGGGAAGCAGUGGAUCGGGAAACACCGCAGGCCGCGGAAGGUGACCUGGGGGAUGAAGCAGGGCAUGAUACGGAGGCUGGAGAUCGAGGCGGAGAACGAGUACUGGCUGAGCAUGCCGUACAUGACCCGAGAGCAGGAGUUCAACCAUUCCGCCGCCCGCAGGCGAGAGAACUUCGAGGCCAUCAAGUUAGCGCAGGUGUCCAAGUUUCCGCCGCACAGGUUCGUCGCGGACCAGCUCAGCCAUCUCAACGUGUCCAAGAAGUGGUCCUGAGCCUGCCCCAGGCUCCACCGACCUAGAACUGCCUCCCUCCCGCACGCCGGGAGCCCCCCCCCACCUCCCGCACCCCGGGUGUAAGCCUCGAGUCAGGCACACAGGACCCCUAUGGUAGGGGACUCGUAGGCCGUCGCCUCGGGACCCCGCACUCCGGUGGCUCUACUUCGGAAGAACUGGAAGAGUGGGUGGGGGGCUCUUAGGUUACCCGAACCACAGGGAAGCUGAAACCAAAAUGCUCUGAAGGGAAGAGUCAAUAAAAUUACAAAAUAUUCGUU